AUGGCAAAUACCGAAGAGCAGGCGUACCUUGAUCUAUGCCAGCGCAUCAUCAGCGAAGGCGAGCACCGCCCGGACCGCACUGGAACCGGUACUUACUCCAUUUUCGCUCCUCCGCAGCUACGUUUCUCGCUGAAGAACGAUAAACUCCCUCUACUGACAACCAAAAAGGUGUUUUUCAAGGGUAUUCUUCACGAACUCCUUUGGUUUAUUGCUGGUGAGACAGAUGCCAAGAAACUGACGGAGAAGGGGGUCAAAAUAUGGGAAGGAAACGGGUCUAGGGAGUAUCUUGACUCGCUCGGCCUGACCCACAGACGAGAAGGCGAUCUCGGUCCAGUAUAUGGCUUCCAAUGGAGACAUUUCGGCGCAGAAUAUGUCGACUGCGACGCCGACUACACAGGUAAAGGCUACGAUCAGCUGGCUAAAAUUAUUGAGACUCUCAGAACCAACCCAUACGACAGAAGAAUCAUCUUGAGCGCGUGGAAUCCUCCGGCUUUCAAAGAUAUGGCCCUGCCACCGUGCCAUGUUUUCUGUCAGUUUUAUGUUAGUUUCCCAAAGAACUCCAAACCGCAGCUUAGUUGCAUCAUGUACCAGCGCUCCUGUGACAUGGGUCUUGGCGUGCCAUUUAACAUAGCCUCAUAUGCUCUUCUAACACAUAUGAUCGCACACGUCGUGGAUAUGGAGCCAGGCGAAUUUAUCCACACCAUGGGUGACUCGCACGUGUAUUGCGAUCAUGUGGACGCCCUCAAGGAGCAGCUCAAGCGGGAUCCCCGAGCAUUUCCAACACUGAAAAUCAAUAGAAAAGUGACCUCCAUCGAUGAUUUCAAAUUUGAAGACUUUGAAGUGAAGGACUACGAUCCACAUGGGCCAAUUAAGAUGCAGAUGAGUGUGUAG
Ogataea haglerorum is the source of this 891-nucleotide messenger RNA. RefSeq lists its product as uncharacterized. The transcript has a single exon. The coding region runs from base 1 to 891 and encodes 296 amino acids. Lineage: Eukaryota; Fungi; Ascomycota; Pichiomycetes; Pichiales; Pichiaceae. The record is from RefSeq and is a predicted model, not a curated record. Gene Ontology annotation, cellular component: cytosol; mitochondrion. Gene Ontology annotation, biological process: dTMP biosynthetic process. Gene Ontology annotation, molecular function: thymidylate synthase activity.